Micromonas pusilla CCMP1545 is the source of this 3384-nucleotide messenger RNA. RefSeq lists its product as uncharacterized. Gene Ontology annotation, molecular function: Hsp90 protein binding; telomeric repeat DNA binding. Bases 1 to 3384 code for a protein of 1127 amino acids. Gene Ontology annotation, cellular component: cytosol. Gene Ontology annotation, biological process: protein stabilization; telomere maintenance via telomerase. NCBI's taxonomy places the organism in Eukaryota, Viridiplantae, Chlorophyta, Mamiellophyceae, Mamiellales, Mamiellaceae. The transcript is spliced from 2 exons. The record is from RefSeq and is a predicted model, not a curated record.
AUGACGCGGGGGCACGACGCGCCCGUCGCGGCGUUCCACCGCGCCCUCGCGGUCGCGCUGUGCGACGCGAAAGCCCCGGGAGAGGUGAUGCGCGCGCUCUCCCUCGCGCGUCGCGUGCUCCUCCCCGACGACGACGGUGCCCCCCGCGCGGGUGCCGAGAUCGCGGCGACGCUCGACGGCGACGCGGAAGACGCGCUGACCGCCGCGGCCGCCGCGGCGCGUCGCGCGUCGUCGUCGUCGUCCUCGUCUUCGUCCACGCCCUCCUCCUCCGCGUCGCGAUGGGACGGGUUCGAGCGCGCGGGCGAGGAGAUGCUGUUCUCCGUCGCCGCGCGAUGGCUGCCGUGCAUGUCCGCGUCGCAGCGAUCGACGUCGUUCGACGCGAUCGUGCGCGCGAUGCCCGCGCCGAUCGCGACGAGGGUGCUCGUCCCCGCGCUCUCCCCGAGCCGCGGCGGUUUGGGCAACGGAAGAGGGCUGAGCGACGGCGAGAAGCGCGCGGUCGCGACGGAGGCGGCGAGGGCGCUGUCGCGCGCGAUCGACGACGGGCUCGCGCGGCGGUUAGCGUCGGGGGAGGGGGAGGAGGACGAAGUCCGCCGUAUGGGGACCAGCGUAUGGGACGGCGACGACGCGAACGCGAACGCGAACGCGAACGCGAACGAGAGCCUCGCGCUGCUCCUCUCCGCCGCGGACAGGCUCGAGCUGCCUCCUGGGAGCCACCCCUCCGCGGCGGCGCUGCGCCCGUCGACGCUCGCGCGCGCCGUCGCCGCGCAGGUCAUCGACGCGGCGCGGGCGUCGUCUUCGACGUCGACGUCGACUUCGACGCGCGGCCGUCGCGCGGAGUCCGCCGCCGCGUUCGCGCUCGCGCGCCUGUGCCGCCGCGGCCACGCGGACGAGGCCGCGGACGCGCUUCUCGCGUCGAUCGUCGUCGUCGACGACGACGGCGACGGCGACGGUCGUCCGCGCGUCGUAUGGGCAAACAGUCUCGUCGCGGCGAUGACGGACGCGCACGCGGCGGCCAAACUGGCGGCGUCGGCGCUCGCAGUCGCCGCGUCUCCCGACCGACCGACCGGUCCGAUGCGAUGGCGCGCGAUCGAGCGGUGCCUGCGGCACGCGUUCGGCGAGCGGUUCUGGGCGUGCGACGUAUUUCGACACGCGCUGUGCGACGGGCUGCUGCUGCGGAGGGCGAUCCCGCGAGCGGCGGCGGCGGCUUUGCUUCGCUUCGCGCUCGUGUCGCCGCCGCCGCCGCCGCCGACGACGACGACGACGACGACGACGACGCGCGCGGGCGAGGCCGCGGACGCCGAGGACGUCCUCAUUAGACGCCAUAAGGAGACGACCGCGGCCGCGAUCGUCGACGCGUGGGCGGACGAGGACGCCGUGCGCAUGGGAGGCGGGAAGAUUAACGGUCAGGUCGCGUCCGUUAUGCGCGCGGCGAUCGCGGCGUGCGACCCGCUCGAGGCGCGUCGUUUCUUCGUCACCGGCGCCAACUCCGCGGCGGUCAUGCGCGGCGUCAGCGCGCGCCUCGACUCGCCCGCGAUGCGGGUGAGAGUGCACGGGCAGAAGGUUGCGAUCGCGCUCGCGAGGGCGGUGGACCCGGGACGGCCGCUGACGUUCGCGGAGGAUGAGGAUUUCGGCGCCGGCGACGGGGACGAGGACGCCGUCUCCGUCGACGGCGCGGAGUGGGAGCGCGACCCGUGGGCGUUAUCGGAAGCGUCCGUCGCCGCGCGCGACGCGGAGGGUGGAUGGGAAGAUGGCGACGACGCCGCGGAGGCGUUCGCGAUGGGCGCCAUCGGCGGCGGCGGCGGCGGCGGCGAGGAAGAGGAGGAGAAGGACGACGACGAAGACGAGGCCGACGACGACGGCGACGAUUACGAUGAUCCGGACGGCGCCGUGCGUCUCGGCGGCGGCGGCGUUUCGAGACGCGACGACGACGACGACAACGACGACGACGACGAUAGCGACAGCGACAGCGACAGCGACAGCCUCGAGCCGUACGACAUGACGGACGACGAAGACGACGACGGCGGCGGCGGCGCCGGCGAAUCCAAAUUCGGGGACGCUCCCGCCGCCGGCGCGGUCGCGGACCCCGCCGCGGCCAAACGCGCGCGCCUCGCCGUCGUCGCGCGCGCGACGCGCAAGCGCAUCGCGGCGCUCCCUCGACCGACCUCCUUAUCCCAGUGCGUCGAGUGGCUGCGACAAGCUCGCGGCGGGGACGACACCGCGAGCUCGAAGACUUCCGUGGACCGCGCGGACGCGGCGGAGGGCGCGGUCCACGCCGCGGAGUCGCUCAUCCGCGCCGCGCCGGAGGAGCUCAUCGGGCACGCGAACGACCUCGUCGCCGCGCUCGUGCACGCGCAUCCGGCGACGCCGGACGACGAGCCGCUCGCGGUCGCGCGGAGGAGGGCGCUGUGCGCCGUCGCGGCGACGGCGCCGGGGGUGGCCGGUCCGGCGUUGUCGGCGGAGGCGUUCGCGUCCGGGCGGUGCGACGCGGGGCAGCGGUUGGAGGUGCUCGACGCGAUCGCGGACGCGGCGAGGGAGCUCGCGGCGUUGCCGUCCGUCGCGAUCGACGAUGUGGGUGUUCGUAACGGCUACGACGCGAGCGUUUUGGGUGGGACGCUCGCGUCGGGCGGCGCCUCGACGACGCGCGGUGAAACGCCGCGGCCGAUCGUCAAGGUUGGCAGAGAGCGCCGGUUCGCCCCGAAGAGCCUCGAACGCCUGCGCCGAGGCGCCGCCGGCGCCGCGCCAACCGCGCGCCGCACGCGCGCGCACCUCGUCGGCGGCGCGCUCGCGGGCCCGCUCCUGAUCCGAGUCUCGGACCUGCUGAAAUCCGCCGCCGCCGACGCUUCGAAAGCCGACGCCUACCGCGCGCGACCGGACGCGUCCGACGACGACGUCCACGUCCCCGGCGGCGGCAUCGACGCGCUCGUCCUCGCGCGCGCGCUCGGUGCCCUCGGCGAGUGCUGCGCCGCGGCGCGCAACGCCCCGGACGCCGCCGCGGUCGCCGCCGCGACGUUGGAGCUUUCCGUGGACGCCGUCGCGGCGUCGCAUUCGCAUCCGCACGUUCGAUCCGCGGCGUUCUUCGCCGCGUACGGCGCGAUCACCGCGGUGCCGCCGGCCGCGGCGUACCACGCGCUCGCGGAUGCGACGAGGCCCAGCGCGUUGGGGUAUCUUCUCGCGAGGGCGGAGGAGAUGGCGGACGAAGCGCGGAGUAAGGACCCGGACGAGGGGACCAGGGGUCUCGCGUUGCGGUGCGCGCUCGCGGCGGGGGAUUUGCAACAGAGAGCGGUCGCGCUCGCGAGCGGGGGGGGUGGCGAGGGGGGGAGGGACGAUCCGAUGUAUCUGCUGAAGAACUUGACGAGUUUAGCCAUAGGCGGGUUCGGGUUGUGA